Messenger RNA from Phragmites australis (common reed), 1405 nucleotides. RefSeq names its product phragmoplastin DRP1E-like. NCBI's taxonomy places the organism in Eukaryota, Viridiplantae, Streptophyta, Magnoliopsida, Poales, Poaceae. Bases 1 to 567 code for a protein of 188 amino acids. Gene Ontology annotation, cellular component: microtubule; cytoplasm; membrane. The transcript has 9 exons. Gene Ontology annotation, molecular function: GTP binding; microtubule binding; GTPase activity. The record is from RefSeq and is a predicted model, not a curated record.
AUGGCGACCAUGGAGAACGCGAUCGUGCUCGUGAACCGCAUCCAGCGCGCCUGCACCGUCCUCGGCGACCACGGCGGCGGGGACGGCGCCGCCUCCCUCCCCACCCUGUGGGAAGCGCUCCCUUCCAUCGCCGUCGUCGGCGGCCAGAGUUCGGGGAAAUCAUCGGUGCUGGAGAGCAUCGUGGGGCGAGACUUCCUGCGUCGAGGCUCAGGAAUCGUGACGAGGAGGCCACUGGUGCUGCAGCUGCACAAAAUGGAGGACGGGAUGCAGGAGUACGCCGAAUUUCUGCAUAUGCCCAAGCACCGCUUCGCUGAUUUCUCUCUUGUGCGGAAGGAAAUCCAAGACGAAACUGACAGGUUGACGGGGAAGUCAAAGCAAAUAUCUCCAGUUCCACUUCAUCUCAGCAUAUACUCUCCACAUGUGGUCAACUUAACAUUGAUUGAUCUGCCGGGUCUAACAAAAGUUGCCAUAGAGGGGCAGCCUGAAAGCAUAGUCCAGGAUAUAAAAAAAUUGGUGCGCUCAUAUGUUGCUAAGGGCAGGAAACAUAAAGGUCCGAAACACCCUUAAAUUAAGAGAACGAGAAAUCAAAUUUCAGCUACUAGAUCAACUUUGGAUGUUCAAUGCUGUAUACUAAGGUACAACGAAAAGGUGGGACUUUGGUAGGGCAUAAGAGUAAAUGGCAUAAUUCAGGAGUCUUUUGGUGCCUUUUGUUGGUGGAUAUGAGCCAUUAGCUAUGUAGAUUCAAUCCAAUGGCUUAGAUUACUGUUUCUCAUUCCCCUAUUUUAAGCUAGCUCUCAUUUGACAUGCUCCCCAUUCUGACACAGUUCCCUUCUUUUGGUUCACCUAGUAUAUUUCUUGCCUGAAGGAUCAUCUUAAAUUUCUUCAGGUGAAAGGUCCUUUUGUGUGUUGACUAAGCUUGAUUUGAUGGACAAGGGUACAGAUGCACUUGAUGUUCUUGAAGGAAGAUCUUACAGACUGCAGCAUCCAUGGGUUGGAAUUGUAAACCGUUCACAAGCAGAUAUCAACAAGAAUGUUGACAUGAUUAUUGCUAGGCGAAAAGAGCAAGAGUUCUUUGCUUCUAGUCCUGAAUAUUCUCAUCUAGCCAGCGGGAUGGGUUCAGCAUAUCUUGCUAAACUUCUUUCACAGCACCUAGAGGCUGUGAUCAGGGCACUCAUUCCAAGCAUAACAUCUUUGAUAAAACUAUUGAUGAACUUGAAUCUGAGAUGGAUCACCUUGGUAGAUCUAUUGCCUCUGAUGCUGGGAUAGUCUUACUGAGCUGAGCUAAAGUGCAUCAGAAUUCAAAGGAAAAAGGAACAUCAUGUAUGUGCUUUUGCAGGCUCAAUUAUACCUCAUCUUGGAGCUUUGCCGUGCAUUUGACAAAAUAUUUAAGAACAUCUUGAUGGAG